Messenger RNA from Melospiza melodia melodia, 1149 nucleotides. Its product is annotated as basic proline-rich protein-like. The transcript is spliced from 2 exons. The coding region runs from base 1 to 1149 and encodes 382 amino acids. NCBI's taxonomy places the organism in Eukaryota, Metazoa, Chordata, Aves, Passeriformes, Passerellidae. The record is from RefSeq and is a predicted model, not a curated record.
AUGACCCAAGAGCAGGACUUGGCAUUUUACCUCAUUAAACCUCAUACAGCUGGCCUUGGCCCAUCAAUCCAGCCUAUAAUUUGUAAUACGGAUAAACAUUUGCAGGCUCGGGGCCUAAACAAACAGCAACGCUUGGCCCACCCGCUGAGCUGGCCGAAAUCCUGUGGUGUACACAAAGUUUUCAUCUUUCGGGGGUUUCGGGGAGCGCCGGGAGCGAAGGGCCGGACCCGGCGGUACCUAAAGGCCCCUGGAUACAUCUGUCAGCUGCCGCUGGGAGCCGCCGCCGCCUUCAUCCCAGCGGCCUUUCCCCCGUUCUACCCGUACUUCCCAACAGCAAAGGAGCCGUGUGGGUCAGCUGCCCCGCGGUGGAAGCUUUACGGACGGGCCGCCGGGGGCACGGGCCGCCACCGCGCGUCGGGGCCGCCGCGUCUCCCGGGGACACCGCCGUGCCCCCGCCACAGCGACAGCCCCUCACCCCGCGCGGGGGGCCGGCGCCCAUCCUCCCCUCCCUCCUCACACCCGGCUUGCACACGUCCAGAAGCGCCCCCAAACGCGCCCGUCCCGCGGGCCACCCACGGCCGGCGCUCCCCGCCCCGGGCGCACCUCCCGCGGCCGCGGAGGGCGAGGCGGCCGAGCGCCCUCUGCCGGCGGCCGCCCGCCUGGCAGCGCGGCGCGGGGGCGCGCUCACCGCCCGCCCGCUCCCCGGCCGAGCCACCUGCACCCCCGCGCCCGCCCCGUCCCGAGGCUCGGCUGCCCGCCGCCCGCCCGGCCUCAGCCGUCGCUUUGCUCCCGCAGCCCCCCGGCCGAGCUGCUCCCACCCCCGCCCGGCCCCAUCCGCUCGGGUUAUUCCCCCCGCCCCGAUGCACGACGCCGGUAACAAAGGGCUGGAGCCCACCCAGGGGCGGGCGCCCGCAGCCCGCGGGUGACACGGGUGCUGCCGCCGCGCCGCUGGCAGCCCGCAGCUCUCCGCCGCCGCCCCCGGGGCUGCCUGCGCUCCGCGGGGUGACAGUGCCGGGCGCGACUCCGCCAGCGGAGAUGCCGCCGCCGCCCCAUCCCGCUACCUUUGGGCCCUCCCAGAAACCGGCGAGAAAGCGAAGCAAAGCCCCGUGCCGCUCCCUUACCUUGCUGGGCAGAGAGAGAAAAAGUUGA